GCCUCUGUCGGUGUGACGUAUUUUUCAGGGGACGAAUAUUCGGAAAAACAAGCGACAAUGGGUCAAAACCAAAGUGGCGGCCAUGGUCCCGGAGGCGGGAAGAAAGAUGACAAAGAUAAAAAGAAGAAAUAUGAGCCACCCAUUCCCAGUCGAGUCGGGAAGAGGAAGAGGAAGUCUAAGGGACCCGAUGCUGCUAGCAAGUUGCCAUUAGUGACCCCUCACACACAGUGUCGACUGAAGCUCCUGAAACAAGAGCGGAUCAAAGACUACCUGUUGAUGGAGGAGGAGUUCAUCAGGAACCAGGAGCAGAUGAAGCCUCUAGAGGAGAAACAGGAGGAAGAAAGGUCAAAGGUCGAUGACCUGAGAGGGACCCCCAUGUCUGUGGGAACCUUGGAGGAGAUCAUAGAUGACAACCAUGCCAUUGUGUCCACAUCUGUGGGCUCAGAGCACUAUGUCAGCAUCCUGUCAUUUGUGGACAAAGACCUGUUAGAGCCAGGCUGCUCUGUACUUCUCAAUCACAAGGUGCAUGCAGUCAUUGGUGUCCUGAUGGACGACACUGAUCCCCUAGUGACGGUGAUGAAGGUGGAGAAGGCUCCACAGGAAACAUACGCAGACAUCGGAGGUCUGGACGCUCAGAUCCAGGAGAUCAAGGAAUCCGUAGAGCUCCCCCUCACACACCCAGAGUAUUAUGAAGAGAUGGGCAUUAAGCCACCCAAAGGAGUCAUCCUGUACGGGGCGCCAGGCACAGGUAAGACACUCUUGGCUAAAGCUGUGGCCAACCAAACGUCUGCCACAUUCCUGCGUGUUGUCGGGUCCGAACUCAUCCAGAAGUACCUUGGCGACGGGCCCAAACUGGUCCGUGAGCUUUUCCGAGUGGCAGAGGAGCACGCUCCCUCCAUCGUCUUCAUCGAUGAGAUCGACGCUAUUGGAACAAAGAGGUACGACUCAAACUCUGGCGGCGAGCGAGAGAUCCAGAGGACAAUGCUGGAGCUUCUUAACCAGUUGGACGGCUUUGACUCCCGAGGUGAUGUCAAGGUCAUCAUGGCCACCAACAGAAUUGAGACACUGGACCCUGCCCUGAUUCGGCCAGGUCGGAUCGAUCGUAAAAUUGAGUUCCCGCUUCCGGAUGAGAAAACUAAACGCAGAAUCUUCCAGAUCCACACCAGCCGCAUGACCGUAGCUGGCGAUGUGACCUUAGAUGACCUCAUUCUGGCCAAGGAUGACCUUUCCGGAGCAGACAUAAAGGCUAUUUGCACGGAGGCAGGGCUGAUGGCACUGAGGGAGAGGAGGAUGAAGGUGACGAACGAGGACUUCAAGAAGUCAAAGGAGAACGUGCUCUACAAGAAGCAGGAGGGCACGCCAGAGGGGCUGUACCUUUGAGUUCACUGUCAGUGUAAUAUUCUUUUUUUGUGUGUGAUAUAACAUUUGCUCUGAGACCUCUAUAGCUGUCUGCCAGUCAUUUUUCUCUGUGCUUAAAAAUAAAUUUCCGAAACCAAA
Clupea harengus (Atlantic herring) is the source of this 1497-nucleotide messenger RNA. Its product is annotated as 26S proteasome regulatory subunit 4. Gene Ontology annotation, molecular function: ATP binding; ATP hydrolysis activity. Lineage: Eukaryota; Metazoa; Chordata; Actinopteri; Clupeiformes; Clupeidae. The record is from RefSeq and is a predicted model, not a curated record.